AUGCCUCUCUUGUCAUUACCACCUGAAGUUUUCCACCUGAUAAUCUCAACACUAUCAAACCGCGAGAUCAAAUUGCUGCGUUUGACGUGCAGCCUUCUCUGCGACGUUGCUCGCCUCCGUCUUUCUCGCGUCUUCCUUUCUGCAGACCCGCUGAAUAUCCGAGUAUUUCGUGCCGUUGCAGAACAUCCAAUAUUUCGCAAGCAGGUAACGGAGAUAGUGUGGGAUGAUGCUCUUCUGAUCGACGAUCCAACGCCAGAACAUGACCCGUAUGACGUUGACGCAGGCAUCGAAUCGGACGACGAGGAAGAGGAGAACAAGGACUGCCCGAAGUGGUUUGUCGCAAUAUGUAGGAGUAAUCUCGAUGAGCUGUCAGUGCGGAUGGACCGAAAUGAAGAUGGAUGGUAUAACGCGGAACGUUCAGCCCAGCGGGACGCGCGACCGUCGCUAUGGACCUGUUGGCAGUAUUAUCAGAACCUCUUCACGCAACAAGCCGAAGUCUUGAUUCGUCAGAGCGACGUGGAGGCGUUGGUCUAUGGCCUUCGACGGUUUCCUGCUCUAGAGAGAAUCACUCUCAUCCCUGCCGCUCACGGUUGGUUAUAUCAGCCACUCUACGAGACGCCAAUGAUCCGGGCAUUCCCCAACGGCUUUAACUACCCAAUCCCGCGCGGGUGGCCGACAGCGGCGGAAGGGGAUCCUACGCCGGAGGCUGAAGACUGGAGCACUUUACCGGAGAAAGCCAAAGGGCAGUGGCGGGGAGUCCGGCUUGUUCUGCGUGCUUUGGCCCAGCAUUCUGAUCACCGCGUGGCCGAGCUAAUCUUGGAUGUUAAUCAGCUGGAUACGGGGCUCAAUUGCACCAUCUUUCACCAGCCCUGCGAGGAGUUCGAGAACCUGAUGGUCCUGCUGCAACGCCCCGGAUUCCGCCGCCUAGACCUUCCCCUAAUUGUCCGUGGUCAGGAAUAUGAGGAGUGGCCCGCCUUCCGCAACGGAAACCUGCGCCGCGCCUUGAGUGAGGCAUCGAGCUUGGAACACCUCAGUCUCUAUACGACAAUCGAGAUCGACUCAGUGGCUAAUUUAAGGUGGCAGGGGCAACAAUGGAUAGAGCCCGGGCAGAGGUCAUUUCGCUUUCAUUUCACCUCUCUUCAAACUAUCUUCCCAGUGGCAAGCUGGUCGGGAUUGCAAACCUUGAAGCUAUCUCGGUACAUUGUGAUCCAGGACGACGUGAUAUCUCUCUUGGAGCAACUACCGGCCCUCCGAGAGAUUGAACUGAGCUUCUUGGGGUUUCUAGAUAACGGGGGCAAUUACAGAGAUCUCUUGGACGAGAUUCGCGCGAGGUUUCGGUGGUCGGAAAGAGAUCAAUAG
This is a messenger RNA of Aspergillus aculeatus ATCC 16872, 1359 nucleotides long. RefSeq lists its product as uncharacterized. Bases 1 to 1359 code for a protein of 452 amino acids. The record is from RefSeq and is a predicted model, not a curated record. Lineage: Eukaryota; Fungi; Ascomycota; Eurotiomycetes; Eurotiales; Aspergillaceae. The transcript has a single exon.